CAUGCUAGUAGUCAUUGUUAUUUAUCACCUUCAUCCCACACCUUCAAAACACCAAUAUGAUGAUAUUUCCAUUAAUAUUUAUCAUCUUCCUACGCCUUGAAUGCGUUUUAUCAACCUCGAAUCAUUCCUUUGUCUUUGCACAUGCAUCCGGAAUUGGAACGAUCGAUAAUUGUGGAAAAAACAACCUUCAAAAUCUCCUAGCAACCUUAACAUCCCAAACCUUAAGUACCGGGUUUUAUAACUUUAGUACUACCUUCCCCGGAACUCCCAAUCAGCUACAUGUCCUAUACCUUUGUCGAGGUGAUGUUGUCGAUCCCCAAGUUUGCUAUAGUUGUAUCAAUUCUGCUAAAAACUAUAACUUCGAAAACUCCUUUUAUGUAAGAGAGGGUUUAAUUUGGUAUGACCUUUGUAUGAUAAGAUUCUCGAAUGAGUCGUUUCUUGGCAAGUUGGAUACAGGGAUGUCAACGGCCUCUUGGGACAAUCAUAAAAUCGAGGGUAGGCAUCGUAUUCAUUUCAUGAAAAUUCUAAGGAAUACGAUGGAGGCCUUGGCCAUCCAAGCCUCGAAUGUUGUAAACGGAAGAAAAUUUGCUUCAAAAGUUGUCAAGUAUACAAGGUUUGAUUCGUUUCACGCGAUGGUCCAGUGUACGCCGGACUUGUUGGCUAGUGAUUGUUACAAGUGCUUGACAAGCGCGAGACAGAAGCUACUGAGUCUUCGCGGUAGUUUAAGUGGAGAUGUUACAUACAGUAGUUGUAUGGCUCAAUAUAAGACUACUCUUGCGUUCAGUAACAAGUAUUCUGCAAGUGAAGAGGUUAAGCCCUUGCCGUUUCUCCCAUCUACAGCAGCUACUAAUUCAGCACCAAUUUCACUAACAGGAACACAACUUGAUGAUCCUGCUGAUAGAAGCGAAUGAUCUACGGAAUAACGAUGGAUUGUAGUCGAGCACACGAACUAUAUAUGAGCUUCCCUAUUAAAAAAAAUGUUGUAAUAAACUAAACUGCUGGUAGUUAUGUUGUUUCAUUUGCUACAAAAUAUAAGAUUAAACUUUCUCUGUAUUAGACAUGUUCAUGUAACAUGCAUCGAAUUGCUGUAUAACAUAUACUUGAUAUAAUUAAGCAUGGACUGAUACAUAUAUUAUAUUUCAUACAGUAAAGAAGAUCAUGAUGCUUUAUAAUUUUA
Molecule: messenger RNA, 1177 nt
Organism: Chenopodium quinoa (quinoa)
Lineage: Eukaryota; Viridiplantae; Streptophyta; Magnoliopsida; Caryophyllales; Amaranthaceae
Product: putative cysteine-rich receptor-like protein kinase 9
Exons: 2
Coding region: 57-911 (284 amino acids)
Source: RefSeq, a predicted model, not a curated record